Messenger RNA from Branchiostoma belcheri (Belcher's lancelet), 9884 nucleotides. Its product is annotated as dynein heavy chain 1, axonemal-like. Gene Ontology annotation, cellular component: dynein complex; COPII vesicle coat. The record is from RefSeq and is a predicted model, not a curated record. Gene Ontology annotation, biological process: intracellular protein transport; endoplasmic reticulum to Golgi vesicle-mediated transport; microtubule-based movement. The transcript has 53 exons. Gene Ontology annotation, molecular function: ATP hydrolysis activity; dynein light intermediate chain binding; ATP binding. NCBI's taxonomy places the organism in Eukaryota, Metazoa, Chordata, Leptocardii, Amphioxiformes, Branchiostomatidae. The coding region runs from base 81 to 8726 and encodes 2881 amino acids.
GUGAAGCCUUCAAGGGGAUCUCCAGGAAGCUGUAUGACAAGCCCAACUCCAUCGAGGAGCUGUCAGAACAGAGGGAGUGGAUGAAGACCAUUCCUGAAGCCCUCAAGACACACGAGGAGGCUAUCAACAAGGCUAUGACAGACUAUGAACUGAUUGAAGAGUUCUACUACAACCUGUCACAGGAUGACUUCAACGCCAAGUGGACAGCGAUUGGUUGGCCCUACAAGAUCGUGGACCAGAUGGACAUGACACUGCAGCAGCUGGAGGAGGACGAGGAACGCUUCCGUAAGAUCCAGCUGUCUGACCAGAACAACUUCCAGGACAGACUGGACACGCUGCAGAUGGUUGUUGCUGGCUUCGCUGCCCACACUGACAUCAGUAAGGCCCACGAGAUCGCCAACGAGGUGCGACGCAUCAGUAAACAGCUGAAGGAGAGUCAGGAGCUGGCUCAGACCUACAACAACAGGGAGAGACUGUUCGAGAUGCCGGUCACUGAUUACCAAAAGCUGUCCAAGAUGGUGCGUGACUUCGAGCCGUACAGAAACUUGUGGCUGACCACUUCGGACUGGCUCAAGUGGCACGAGAGCUGGAUGACCGACCCGCUGACCACCAUCGACGCAGAAGCCCUGGAGACACAGGUCAACAACUCCUACAAGACAAUGCACAAGUGUGUCAAACUCUUCAAGGAUGUACCAGGCUGCCAGCUGGUUGCCACGGAGAUGCGUACGGGUAUCGAGGAGUUCCGCCCGUACAUCCCGCUGAUCCAGGGCCUGCGUAACCCCGGCAUGCGCAACCGCCACUGGGAGCAGCUCUCCUCCGAACUGGGCUUCCCUGUCCGACCCAAAGCCAGUCUGACCUUUAGCAAGUGUCUUGAUAUGAAGUUGCAGGACCAUAUCGAAGUCAUUGCUAAAGUCGCAGAGGUGGCUGGGAAGGAGUACUCCAUCGAGCAGGCCCUGGACAAAAUGGAGGCUGAGUGGGACCCGAUCAAGUUUGAGAUAAUCCCGUACAAGGAGACAGGGACGUACAUCCUGCGCAGUUCUGACGAAUCGUCGCAGCUUCUGGACGACCACAUCGUGAUGACACAGAGCAUGUCCUUCUCUCCGUACAAGAAGCCGUUUGAGGAGAGAAUCACCACAUGGGAGUCCAAACUGAAAAUGACACAGGAUGUGCUGGAUGAGUGGCUGUUGUGUCAGAGGUCAUGGCUGUACCUGGAGCCCAUCUUCAGCUCGGAGGACAUCAACCGUCAGCUGCCCGUGGAGGGGAAACGCUUCCAGACCAUGGACCGCAUGUGGAGGAAGAUCAUGAAGAACGCCAACGACAACCCACAGGUGAUCUCUCUGUGCCCUGACGCCCGUCUGUUGGAGAACCUGACGGAGUGUAACAAGCUCCUGGAGCAGGUACAGAAGGGACUCAGCGAGUACCUGGAGACCAAGCGAUCCGCCUUCCCACGAUUCUACUUCCUGUCCGACGACGAGCUUCUGGAGAUCCUGUCACAGACCAAGGACCCGAAGGCCGUCCAACCGCAUCUCAGGAAGUGCUUCGAGAACAUGGCUAAGCUUCACUUUGAGGAGGACCUGGCCAUCACUAAGAUGUUCUCCAUGGAGGGAGAGUGUGUUCCAAUGUCGGAGAAACUCUACCCGACUGGGAACGUGGAGGACUGGCUACUGGAGGUGGAGAGGGUCAUGAGGGAGAGCCUCAGGACUAUUAUUGGAUGGUCCCUGGCUGUCUACCCAGAUACCAAGAGAACUGAGUGGGUCCUGGACUGGCCUGGACAGAUUGUCAUCGCAGGCUGUCAGACGUUCUGGUCAAAGGAGGUGUCCGACUCUCUGGAGGAAGGAAAGCUGCCCGAAAGACUGGACAUUCUUAUUGAUCAGUUGGCAGGUCUUGUGGGGCUGGUCAGAGGCAAGCUGUCCAAGAUGCAGCGAGAGAUCCUGUCAGCACUGAUCGUGAUCGAGGUGCACGCACGUGACGUCGUUGCAAACAUGGUGGAACUGGAGGUCAAGAACGUCAACGACUUCGAGUGGAUCAGUCAGCUCAGAUAUUACUGGGUGACAGACAACCUGUACGUGCGCGCCGUGAACGCGGAGUUCCCGUACGGUUACGAGUACCUGGGGAACACAGGACGACUGGUCAUCACCCCGCUGACCGACAGGUGCUACCUCACACUGACUGGAGCGCUCCAUUUGAAGUUUGGGGGUGCGCCAGCUGGCCCAGCUGGCACUGGAAAAACUGAAACAACCAAGGAUCUGGGUAAAGCCAUGGCAGUGCAGUGUGUGGUGUUCAACUGUUCUGACCAGCUGGACUUCAUGGCCAUGGGCAAGUUCUUCAAGGGUCUGGCCAGCGCCGGCGCCUGGGCCUGCUUCGACGAGUUCAACAGAAUCGACAUCGAGGUGUUGUCAGUGGUCGCACAACAGAUCAUCACCAUUCGGAAGGCCCAGCAGCAAAAGUUGGACCGGUUCAUGUUUGAGGGGGUAGAGAUCGCCCUGAAAGCGGCCUGUGCUGUGUUCAUCACCAUGAACCCCGGGUACGCCGGCCGUACGGAGCUGCCAGACAACCUGAAGGCCCUGUUCCGUCCCGUCGCCAUGAUGGUGCCCGACUACGCCAUGAUCGCCGAGAUCUCGCUCUACUCCUUCGGGUUCUCGGACGCCAAGGUGCUGGCGAAGAAGAUCACCACGACGUUCAAACUGUCAUCUGAACAGCUCAGCUCACAGGACCACUACGAUUUCGGUAUGCGAGCGGUGAAGACCGUGAUCUCGGCGGCGGGUAACCUGAAACGAGAACACCCUGACAUGAAUGAGGACGUCAACGUGCCAAAGUUCCUGGUGGAGGACCUCAAGCUCUUCACAGGUAUCGUGUCGGACUUGUUCCCAAAGAUCAAGGAGGAACCGAUCGACUACGGCACUCUGGACUCCUCGCUAGUCGCCAGCUGUGAGAAACUGGGCAUCAAGGAUGUGCGAGGUUUCAUAACCAAGUGUAUCCAGCUGUAUGAGACUACGGUGGUGAGACAUGGUCUCAUGUUGGUUGGGCCGACAUGUUCUGGUAAAACCAUGUGCUACAAGACACUACAGGCAGCCAUGACUGCCUUGAAGGGCGAGCCAGCAGUAGGAGGGGGUGUGUACGAGGCUGUGCAUGUGAACGUGGUGAACCCCAAGUCCAUCACCAUGGGUCAGCUGUACGGAGAGUUUGACCUGCUGACCCACGAGUGGACAGACGGAAUCUUGUCCACCCUGGUACGCGAGGGCACCGCUGCCACGGACUCAGACAAGCGCUGGUACAUGUUUGAUGGUCCUGUGGACGCUGUGUGGAUUGAGAACAUGAACACAGUACUGGACGACAACAAGAAACUCUGUCUCAGCAGUGGAGAGAUCAUCAAACUCACAGAACACAUGACCAUGAUGUUUGAGGUACAAGACCUUGCGGUUGCGUCCCCUGCCACGGUGUCGCGGUGCGGCAUGGUGUACCUGGAGCCCCAGAGCCUGGGCAUCAUGCCGUUUGUGGAGUGUUGGCUGAAGAAACUGCCUGCCUGCAUCGUUCCUCAUGAAGAGAAGCUCCAGUCUCUGUUUAACAGCUUCCUGGAGGAUGCCAUCAAGUUCAAGUCAGACAACAUGAAGGAAUAUGUGCCGUCAGUGGAUGGAAACUUGGCUUUCAGUCUGAUGCGACUGUUGGAGUGUUUCUUCCACCCCUUCAUCCCCAAGGAGGGAGAACCACCUGUGCCUGAGGAGAAACUGAUGAGAAUUGAGGAGUUGAUCGAGCCUUGGUUCGUGUUCUCGCUGAUCUGGUCCGUUGGCGGGACGUGUAACAACGACGGGCGUGUGCGCUUCAGCCAGUGGGUACGGGAGCGAAUGGUGAAGGAGAACAUCGCGCUGCAGUUCCCCAGCGAGAAUCUCGUGUACGACUAUCGCCUAGACGACGCGGGGCUCAGCAAGAAACAGUCAAAGGAUGACGUGACAGAGGAGGAUGAGGGAGGGGAGGUAAAACAGAUCCGCUGGACCAGCUGGAUGGACAGUCUGCCCGAGGUCAACAUCUCGCUGGAAACACGAUACUCCGACAUCAUCGUCCCGACCAUGGACACCAUCCGCGGCGCCGCCAUUACUGAGCUCCUCUUAACCAAUCACAAAAAGGUGUUGUGUGUGGGACCCACAGGUACAGGGAAGAGUCUGACUAUCCAGGACAAGUUGUCCCGUGGGAUGCCACCUGAGUUCCUGUCUGACUUCAUCGCUUUCUCAGCACAAACCAGCGCAAACCAGACACAAGAUCUCAUCAACAGCAAACUGGACAAACGGAGGAAGGGUGUGUUUGGGCCCCCUCUGGGGAAGACUUUCAUCAUCUUCAUCGACGACAUGAACAUGCCGGCACUGGAGGUGUACGGAGCACAGCCCCCUAUCGAACUCAUCAGGCAGUACAUGGACCAUGGGGGAUGGUAUGAUCAUAAGAUGAUUGGCGCGUUCCACAACCUGGUGGACAUCACGUUCAUCGCUGCGAUUGGUCCUCCUGGUGGCGGCCGAAACCCAAUUACCCCCCGUCUCCUCCGCCACUUCAACUUCCUGACUUUCACAGAGAUGGAGGACUUCAGUAAGAGGCGUAUUUUCGCCACCAUCCUGGGAGCAUGGAUGCAGGGUGUUCCCGUGGAGAAGGACGUUAACGGCAAACUGGUGGACGCGACCAUCGAGAUGUACAACACCAUCACUACUCAGCUCCUGCCUACACCCGCCAAGAGUCACUACACUUUCAACCUCAGGGACUUGUCCAAGGUGUUCCAGGGUGUACUGAUGGUUGAGCCAGGGAAGGUGGAGAACAUGGAGGCCCUGCUGCGGCUCUGGUACCACGAGAGCUGCCGCGUCUUCAAAGACCGUCUGGUGGACGACACGGACCGUGAAUGGUUCGACGACCUUUCUAAGGAAAAGAUGCAGAAGCUUGGUGUGCCAUUUGAAGAGGCUGUCCCCCAGCUGCCUGUGUUGUUUGGUGACUUCAUGCAGCCGAACUCUGACAACAAACUGUACAACUACAUCAGUGACAUCCCCAAAAUGGUGCAGAUCAUGGUGGACUAUCUGGACGACUACAACCAGAUCAACACAGCGCGGAUGAGGCUGGUGUUGUUUAUGGAUGCGGUGAAGCACGUGUGUCGGAUCAGCCGCAUCAUUCGCCAGCCGCUCGGCAACGCUCUGCUGCUCGGGGUGGGAGGCAGCGGGCGCCAAAGUCUCACCAGGCUGGCAACCCACAUGGCCGAGUAUGAUGCCUUCCAAAUUGAGCUGUCAAAGAACUACGGUAACACAGAGUGGAGAGAGGAUCUCAAGUCUAUCAUGCUGAAGGCUGGCCUGGAGAGCAAGCCUAUGGUGUUCAUCUUCCCAGACACACAGAUCAAGAGUGAAUCCUUCCUUGAGGACAUCAACAACAUCCUGAACUCGGGAGACGUACCAAACAUCUAUGCCCAGGAUGAGCUGGAUAAUAUCUACACCUCCAUGAAACCCAUUGUACAAGACGCCGGGAUUGCACCCACCAAGACUAACCUGUACCAGGCUUACACCAAGAGAGUCAGGAGUAACACUCACAUGGUGCUCUGUAUGAGUCCGAUCGGAGAGGUGUUCCGUGCCCGUCUGCGUCAGUUCCCGUCGUUGGUGAACUGUUGUACAAUUGACUGGUUCAGCGAGUGGCCGGCAGAUGCCCUGACGUCAGUGGCUAACACCUUCCUACAGGAGAUACCAGACAUCGACAGUACGGACCAGGACCUCAUGGAUGGACUGGUUAAGAUGUGUAUGGCGAUGCAGCUGACCGUGGCUAAGAAGUCGACCCAGUACCUGGCGGAGUUGUCACGUCACAACUACGUCACCCCGACCAGCUACCUGGAACUGCUGGGCAUCUUCUCCAGACUACUGGGCAUGAAGAAAACAGAACUCAACACUGCCAGGAAUAGGAUGAAGACUGGUUUGGAUAAGGUGCGUGCCAUGCAGCGUCCCCCUGGUGGUGUGAGGAUGGUGAUAGAGGCUGUCUGCAUCAUGAAGAGCAUCAAACCUAAGAAGGUCGCCGGGGACCAGCCUGGUAAGAAGGUGGAUGACUACUGGGACCCUGGCAAGGCUCUGCUACAGGACCCCGGAAAAUUCCUCGAGAGCCUUUUCAAAUAUGACAAGGACAACAUUCCAGACAGUAACAUCAAGUUGAUCCAGCCGUACAUUGAUAAUGAGGAGUUCCAGCCCGCAGCCAUUGCCAAAGUCUCCAAAGCCUGUACCUCCAUCUGCCAGUGGGUCAGAGCCAUGCACAAGUACCACUUUGUGGCCAAGUCUGUGGCACCCAAAAGGGCUGCCCUAGCAGGUGCCCAGGAGGACUUAGCCCGGACCCAGGCCAUCCUGGAGAAGGCUAAGGCCCAGCUGGCUGAGGUGGAGGAGGGCAUCGCCACGCUCCAGGCUAAGUACGAGGAGUGUGUCGCCAAAGAGGAGGAGCUGGAACAGAAGUGUGACGAGUGUGAACAGAGACUGAUUCGAGCAGACAAGUUGAUUGGCGGGCUGGCAGACGAGAAAAUCCGUUGGGCGGAGUCAGUAAAGUACCUGGAGAAGAUGGUGGACAACGCCAUCGGAGACGUGCUGGCGGCAUCGGGCGCAGUCGCUUACCUAGGAGUCUUCACAGGUGAAUAUCGACAAGACCUGCUGAACAUCUGGAUCGAGGGACUGAAGGAGAACGGAGUGCCUCAUUCCCAGGAGCAGUCCCUGACAAGCACACUGGGAGACCCCGUCAAGAUCCGCAGCUGGCAGAUCGCGGGGCUGCCGCGGGACAACCUGUCCGUGGAGAAUGGUAUCGUGGUGCAGUUCUUGCGCCGUUGGCCGCUCUUCAUCGACCCACAGGGACAGGCUAACAAAUGGGUGAAGAACAUGGAAAAGGAUAACGGACUUGACGUGUUGAAACUGACGGACCGUGACUUCCUGCGUAGUCUGGAGAACGCGGUGAGGUUCGGUAAACCCUGUCUACUGGAGAAUGUGGGAGAGGAGAUGGACCCUGCACUGGAACCCAUCCUGCUGAAACAGACCUUUAAGCAGUCUGGUAGCACAGUGAUUAAGCUGGGAGAUGCUGUCAUCCCGUAUCACGAUGACUUCAAGUUCUACAUCACCACAAAACUGCCCAACCCUCACUACACACCCGAGGUGUCUGCUAAGGUUACUCUCGUCAACUUCACUCUGUCUCCAAGUGGUCUUGAAGACCAGCUGCUCGGCAUUGUGGUUGCAGAGGAGCGGCCUGAUCUGGAGGAGGCGAAGAAUCAGCUGAUCGUGUCCAACGCCAAGAUGAAGCAGGAACUAAAGGAGAUCGAGGACAAGAUCUUGUACCGACUGAGCGCCUCGGAGGGAAGCCCUGUAGACGACGUGGAUCUUAUCAAGACACUGGAGGCCUCCAAGAUCAAGUCUGCUGAGAUCAAGGCUAAAGUGGUGGUUGCAGAGCAGACAGAGAAGGACAUAGAUGAGACCAGGUCCCAGUACAUCCCUGUAGCCGUGCGCACACAGAUCCUCUUCUUCUGUGUCACUGAUCUGGCCAAUGUGGACCCCAUGUACCAGUACUCCUUGGAGUGGUUCAUUUCCAUCUUCCUCAACGGCAUUGCUAAUGCUGAAAGAGCAGAAAAGAUCGAGCAGCGUAUAGAGAACAUCAAUGAGUACAUGACGUUCAGCCUGUACAGUAACGUGUGCCGCUCGCUGUUUGAGAAACACAAGCUCAUGUUCGCCUUCCUGCUGGGAGCUCGCAUCCUCAUGAACGAUGGGAAGAUCGACAUGGAUGAGUGGAGGUACCUCCUGGCUGGUGGAACCAUGGUGCCUAAAGAGCUGCCUAACCCUGCCCCUCAUUGGCUGUCAUCUCGGUCCUGGGGAGACAUCCUCACUCUACAGGCACUGUGUGCAGUUCUGUACACCAGUGUGAGCGGACAGAGGAGACUGAGAGUUCACAACCUCUCGCUGAACUGCUGCAGCACCAUGGCCGACCUCUACAAGAGCUGUGAGAUGGACGCCAUCAUGAACAUUCUGUCCAAACAAGCUGUGAGAUCUGUGGUGAACUCCACUCCCAAAGCCAUCCGUGAGCAGCUGAUGGCUCAGUGUGCCAACAUCCUGGCUACGUACAGGAAAACCUGUGCCAGCCCCUCAUCCGCAGGACAGUUGAUCCUGCCAGAGUGCAUGAAGCUGCUGCCCCUGUACGUGAACUGUGUGCUGAAGAGUGACGCGCUGCAGGGAGGGGCCAAGACGUCGACAGACGACCGCGCCUGGCUCAUGCACCUCCUCAGCUCCAUGGACAUCUCAUCAUCCGGGGCGUUCUUCUACCCCAGGUUACUCCCCCUGCACAACCUGAGCCCAGACAAAGACGACGUUCCCACAGCGAUCAGGUGUUCGAUCGAGCGACUGAAGGAUAACGGAGUUUACCUGUUGGAAAACGGAGUCUCCAUGUUCAUGUGGAUCGGGAUGAACGUCGACACCGAGUGGAUACAGAGCGUCUUCGGCGUGCAGUCGGUCGCACAGAUCGACAUCGACUCCGGCACCCUGCUAAGCCUGGACAACCCCCUGUCUGCCCGCGUGCGGAACCUGGUGCAACACAUCCGCAGCCAGAGGAGCAGGUUUAUGAAGCUGACGAUUGUGAGACAGCGGGACAAGUUGGAGCCGUGGUUCCAGCACUUUCUGGUGGAGGACAAGGGUCUGUAUGGGGGGGCAUCAUACGUGGACUUCCUCUGCCACAUGCACAAGGAGAUCAGAAACCUCCUCAGCUGAGGGCCGACUUAGGAACGAUCUCAAGACUCUGUGUACAUUUCUUCAUCCUAAAGUCGCCCUGCCUACGUCUGACCAUGUCAACUUGGAGAAUAACAGAACAGAGCUUUGACAUAACAGGUUACAGUGUUACAGUAUAAAAAGAGUUGGAAAAUUCCAGGUCAUUAUUAGUUCUUUACUUGUGGUAAGUUGUCUUUGGGCUAUUAGCAGUGUCUUCCUUCAUAUGAAAGGAGCAAUUUUGGGGAGGGGGCUGGAAUUUGGGCAAAUACAAUAAAUAUUUGGGCAAACAGACAAUAUGCAAUAUGUGCUGCAGCAACCAUGAAACUGAGUUAAUGUGGCCAACAUUUAAAACUAGAUCCCUAAUAUAACCCGGACUAACUAUCUCAAACCACAGAGCCACUGUGUAACUAGUUUUGCUCUAAAACUCUAAAAACGAACGAAAACAAACCUCUAUGAUUAGUCCCGGCCGCCAUCUUGAAAAGAAUGACCUCCCGCUGACCUUUGGGUCUCUCACCGCAGUUCGCGGCUCCACGGUAUCUCGAAGCAGAUGUUACGGUGACGGCGCAAUUUUAACGUCAAAUGGAUCCAAAUGUUAUUUUACAGCAAGAUGACCUGAAAUUUGGCAUAGAGGUAGAGUGGGCAAUUAUUAACCCCAAAUUUUGUUAUGUUCACCUUAGGCCACACCAAUUUAAUUUCUUGGUUAAUGGAUUUUUCUAGAAAAAUAAUGGAGCGGGCGGGCGAAAAAAAAUAAAGAUAAAAACAGGCCUAGGCAUCCUAUUAUGGCCCAAAAUGGUACCAUAGGAGCCAUGAAGUCAACACACCAGGCUGGUUCAAAAUUUAAACAACGAAUUUUGAACUUUUAAUGAUACCACUGCAUUGAAAGAUGUAAUAACUGUAACAACUAGGGAGAAAAGGACUGUUUUCAACUGUUCAGGGCAAAAUAUGAGCAUUUUGCAGUUGAGUCUGGAUUUUCAUUUUUAUUUGCAAAUCAGAAAAAAAUUAAGCGGCGAAUCUGUUAACCAAGAAAUUAAAAUGGUGUGGCCUUAAUGCACAGCUGUAGUUUUCACAAUGUAGCCUUUAGAAUAUGUGCGCCUUUUUUUCUAUAUCGUAAUUAGGGUUUAAAAGAUGAAUGUUUUAUAAUAAAUGAUGCGAACACACUCA